Molecule: messenger RNA, 394 nt
Organism: Loa loa (African eye worm)
Lineage: Eukaryota; Metazoa; Nematoda; Chromadorea; Rhabditida; Onchocercidae
Exons: 5
Coding region: 1-312 (103 amino acids)
Biological process (GO): negative regulation of ATP-dependent activity
Cellular component (GO): mitochondrion
Molecular function (GO): ATPase inhibitor activity
Source: RefSeq, a predicted model, not a curated record
AUGGACAAAAUAAGUCGUACCGAUCCAAGUUAUUUUUUUCUGGUGUUACAUUCAGAAGAGAAAGAUAUGUCGGGAAAUUUUGACGGAAGUAUUAAUGAUCCAAAUGCGACCGAUAACGCAGGUUCAAUUCGAGAAGCAGGUGGUGCAUUUGGCCGAAUGGGAAUUGCUCGAGAAGAGCAAUAUUUCUAUGAUCAGCAAAAAGAAGCGAUGAAAAAUUUGAACAGUACUUUAAAGAAUGUAAAAGAAGUCAUUCAUUCGAAGGACACUGAUAACGAACACUCGGAUCAAUCCAAUCAAGCAAUCAGAUCAUAAAUAAGGUCAAAGAUUCAUUUUUCUUUUUUUAAGAUUUCGUUAUGAUUUUUUCUACUUCGCCACUUUGAUUCAUAUAAUUUUU